AACACACACUGUCUUGACGGCUGCAGCCGCGGUUAAAAAACAUACGACACACGUGCCUUUUGACUUGAACGCAAUCUAUUGGCUCACGUUUCACGACGUAGUCGGAGCACAAUUAUUACCAUAUCGCGAGCCGCAGCAGAUUACUCUCUCCGUCCUGACCACGCUUGAUAAAAUCCACAUUCAAUUUUCCGCGGCCCCUGAUUGGCAUAGAGUGAUCCUCGCUGCUUAGCUGCCUAAAUUUCGUAGCCAUGAAUCCCGAUUUAGUGGCAGUGAUCGAGUUUUUGGGGUGUGUGCCGCUGCUCCAGACGCUGCCUAGCUCGUCUCUGAAGAAGAUCGCCGAAGUCGUAGCCGUCAAGCGCUACGACCAAGGAGAUUAUGUAGUUCGUGAAGGAGAAGUGGCAGAUGGAAUUUAUUUCGUAUGGGAAGGAGAGGCUGAGGUCUGUGGAUCUUUUCAUUCUGAUGAUCAAAAUCACGCUGACUAUCAUUUGAAGCGAUACGACUUUUUUGGUCAUGGUAUGACAUCAUCUAAUCAGUCAGCAAAUGUGCUUGCUUUGUCUAAGCUGACUUGCUUAGUCCUUCCAAACGAUCAAUUGUAUCUGUUAAAAUCAAAAUCAAUCUGGAGUGCGGAUGACACACAGGAGAAACGCCCACUCAUCGAGCAAAUUCUACAACUGGAUCCUAUAGAGGUUAACAUUUUCCAAGGUAUUACUUUGCCUGAUGCACCAAAAUUUGGAAAAGUGUUUGGCGGGCAAUUUCUUGGACAGGCACUGGCUGCAGCAUGUAAAACUGUUGAUUGUCUAAAGAUUGUUCACAGUUUGCAUGCAUACUUCCUUCUUCUUGGAGAUUUUAACAUACCAAUUAUAUAUGAAGUGCAUCGUGUACGUGAUGGGAAAAGCUUUGCAACCCGAAGGGUAGAAGCUAUACAAAGAGGGAAUGUCGUGUUUACACUAACUGCUUCUUUUCAGAAAGAGGAACAACAGUUCAUUCACCAGGUGGCAACAAUGCCUUCCGUGCCUGAUCCAGAAAAGCUUUUAUCCAUGGAAGAGUUGCGAGAACAACGUCUUGUUGAUCCUCGGCUUCCGAGGACAUACCGUAACAAGGUUGCCACUACUGAAUUUUUGCCAUGGCCCAUCGAGAUUAGGUUCUGUGAGCCUAAUACUAACACCAAUUACACAAAGUCUCCUCCAAGUUUAAGGUACUGGUUUAGAGCUAAAGGAACACUUUCUGAUGAUCAGGCUUUGCACAGAUGCGUCGUGGCUUAUACUUCUGAUCUGAUUUUUCUCCAAGUCAGUUUAAACCCACAUCGCGAAAAGGGUUUGAAGUCAUCUUCUGUCAGCCUAGACCACUCGAUGUGGUUUCACAAGCCCCUAAGGGCUGAUGAUUGGCUGCUGUAUGUGAUUGAUAGUCCAAAUGCUCAUAGUGGUCGUGGAUUUGUUACUGGACGAAUGUUUAACCGAACAGGAGAGCUAGUUGCUUCGUUGACACAAGAGGGGUUAUUGAGGAAGGCCAGGUUACCAGCUCCAGCUUCCCAAUCCAAACUAUAAAAUUCUGCAAGUACCUUAAUCAACUCUAUUUUUUUUUUCCAACUCUAAUAUGUUGUGGCAGAGAUAUAAAAAUAUGCGUAUAACCUUCUUAUAUGUAGUUCCUACCUCAAAACUCUCUCUCUCUCUCUCUAUUAUCUUAGUAAGACACUGUCAAAUGAUGGCCAAAACCAAAGGAUCAAACACAUGGUUUCCUUUUAAGGCAGGAUGGAGAAUCCCAAUGGUAUCAAUCCUGCCCAUGAAUUCUUUCAUCCUAUUCAACACAGACAUUACUUGAGGUUUUCUGUUUGA
Molecule: messenger RNA, 1832 nt
Organism: Salvia miltiorrhiza (redroot sage)
Lineage: Eukaryota; Viridiplantae; Streptophyta; Magnoliopsida; Lamiales; Lamiaceae
Product: acyl-CoA hydrolase 2
Exons: 17
Coding region: 249-1544 (431 amino acids)
Biological process (GO): fatty acid catabolic process; acyl-CoA metabolic process
Molecular function (GO): fatty acyl-CoA hydrolase activity
Source: RefSeq, a predicted model, not a curated record